Molecule: messenger RNA, 2010 nt
Organism: Dromiciops gliroides (monito del monte)
Lineage: Eukaryota; Metazoa; Chordata; Mammalia; Microbiotheria; Microbiotheriidae
Product: negative elongation factor B-like
Biological process (GO): negative regulation of transcription elongation by RNA polymerase II
Cellular component (GO): nucleus; NELF complex
Source: RefSeq, a predicted model, not a curated record
AUGGAGCUUACACAAAAAGAAUAUCAUCAGUUUUCCUUGAUUUUUUUUGAAAUAUUAUUUGGGGUGGAGCGGGCACGGGUCGAACUGGAGGGAGCCGGGGAAAAAUCUGGCGGUCCCCGAGGGCCGGGAGAGCGGGGUUCUGGGGCAGCGACGGCGGCAGCCGGAGGCGAACGGGCAGAUGGGGCGCAGGAGACGAAGGCCCGCACGGGGCCAGGGUCGGGGGCUGCGGGGGGAGCCGGGGCUGGAGCCGGGGCCGGGGCUUCCUCCAGGUUCGCCGGGUUGCAGGACCUGGGGGUGGCUAACGGCGAGGACCUGAAGGAGACACUGACCAACUGCACCGAGCCCCUCAAAGCCAUCGAGCAGUUCCAGACAGAGAAUGGUGUCCUACUGCCAUCAUUACAGUCUGCUUUGCCUUUCUUGGACCUGCAUGGGACACCUCGGCUAGAAUUCCACCAAUCAGUUUUUGAUGAGCUGAGGGACAAAUUGUUGGAGAGAGUGUCUGUCAUUGCUGCGGAAGGAAAGGUUGAGGAAAGGUACAAGAAGCUAGAAGAUCUCUUGGAAAAAAGUUUUUCCCUGGGGAAAAUGCCCUCUCUCCAGCCAGUGGUGAUGUGUGUCAUGAAACAUUUGCCAAAGGUUCCUGAAAAAAAAUUGAAACUGGUGAUGGCUGACAAGGAGCUGUAUCGGGCAUGUGCUGUGGAGGUAAAGCGACAGAUUUGGCAAGAUAACCAAGCUCUGUUUGGCGAUGAAGUUUCUCCACUGCUCAAACAGUACAUCUUGGAGAAGGAGAACAUCCUGUUUAGCAAUGAAGUAUGUGUCCUGCACAACUUCUUCAGUCCCUCUCCUAAAACAAGACGUCAGGGGGAGGUAGUACAGAAACUGACACGAAUGAUUGGGAAGAAUGUGAAACUCUACGACAUGGUAUUGCAGUUCCUUUGGACCUUAUUCCUGCGGACAAGGAAUGUUCAUUACUGUACCUUAAGGGCAGAGCUACUAAUGUCGUUACACGACCUGGACAUCAGUGAUAUUUGCAUGGUGGAUCCCUGUCAUAAGUUCACCUGGUGUCUUGAUGCUUGCAUACGAGAAAAGUUUGUUGAUAAUAAGAGAGCUCGGGAGCUGCAAGGAUUCUUGGAUGGAGUGAAGAACGGUCAGGAGCAAGUGCUCGGUGAUUUGUCUAUGAUUCUGUGUAAUCCUUUUGCGAUUAAUACGCUAUCCUUGAGUACCAUAAGACAUCUGCAAGAACUGGUGGGUCAGGAAACCUUACCCCGGGAAAGUCCUGAUUUGCUUUUACUGCUAAGAAUGCUCUCCCUUGGAUAGGGGGCUUGGGACAUGAUUGACAGUCAGGUCUUCAAGGAGCCAAAGAUGGAAGUAGAGCUGAUCACUAGGUUUUUGCCAAUGCUUAUGUCUUUUGUGGUGGAUGAUUAUACUUUCAAUGUAGAUCAGAAACUACCAACAGAAGAGAAGGCAUCAGUCACGUAUCCUAAUACCCUUCCUGAAAGCUUUACCAACUUCUUGCAGGAGCAUAGGAUGGCCUGUGAAAUGGGGCUUUAUUAUGUCCUUCACAUCACAAAGCAAAGGGAUAAAAAUGAUUUUCUCUGACUUCUGCCUGGAUUAGUGGAGACAUUUGGAGAACUGGCCUUCAGUGAUAUAUUCCUUCACCUACUUACUGGGAACCUUACUCUGCAGGCAGAUGCAUUUGCUGUGGAAGAAUUCUGUACCAGUUUAUUUGAUGGAUUCUUCCUAACCUGCCUCUCAAGAAAAGAGAAUGUACACCGCCAUGUUCUCAGGCUCCUGAUUCACCUCCAUCACAAAGUAGCCCCUGCUAAAUUGGAGUCCCUCCAAAAGACUUUGGAACCUACCAGUCCGAGUGACGAGACUGUGAAAGAUCUUUACAACCAGCUUGGAGAGAAACUGGAACACCUGGAUCAUUGCAAGCCCAGUCCAGCCCAGGUGGCAGAAGCUCCUGCUCUAGAGCUACCUCUUCCUGCUGUCCCAACCCCAGCAACACUUUGA